Molecule: messenger RNA, 1591 nt
Organism: Oryza brachyantha (malo sina)
Lineage: Eukaryota; Viridiplantae; Streptophyta; Magnoliopsida; Poales; Poaceae
Exons: 1
Coding region: 152-1375 (407 amino acids)
Source: RefSeq, a predicted model, not a curated record
CGCAAGCUCAGGACGAUCGGUGGUCGCAGUUGCCGCCAUUGAUCGAGUCGUGCGCGCGCGCGCAUGUGCAUGCUGUAAGCAGCAAGCAAGAACUCGGGCGGCUAGGUGUACGUCGGCGUCGUGCCGGCGCCGGUGCGGCCUUGUGCCGGCAAUGGGGUGCACCAACUCCACGGAGGCGCGGCGGGACAUGGUCUGGGCCCACGCCGGACGUCGCGCGACACGGAGCUUCUCGCUGCCCUCCGUCGAUCGGCAGCGGCUACGGUGGAAGGCCGCGUCGGUGCUAAGCACGCUCGGCCUCUCCCAGGGCCGCCACUCCGGCGCGUUCAAGUACGCGGCCACGUCGGUGGAGGAGAUGAUGAAGAGCGAUAAUGACCACGCCACGGAGGCGGCGGUCCCUGUCCAGGAGGCGGCGGCGGCGGCGGCGGCGAAGCGGGUGGUGAAGCCCCGCACGCCGAUGCUGACUCCGCCCAACGAGCCGGAGGUGAUCAACGCGUGGGAGCUCAUGGCCGGGCUCGAGGACGAUCCGCCGACGCCGUGCGCGUCGCAUGGCCCUCUGGCCUCGCCGCCGCCGUGGAUGCAGGCUGAUGCGGACAUGCCCAUCGCCUUGGAAUUUGACCCGGAGAUAAUUUCCGGCUUCAGGGAGGCUCUCGCCGACACGUCGCCGUCGGAGCCGACGUCUUGCUCGGUUACGGAGGAGGAACAGCCGGCGCAGCGGGAGAAGUGUGCCGAAACCUGCGACACGCCCGUCUCGCCGGCCACCGGCGACAUGCAGGAGCUUUCAGGCAUCGUCCGCGCCCGCAUCAAUGCGUUCCAAGAAAAGAUAGAGCGGAGGUCGAGCAAGGGCAGUGCCCGUGGCGCGAAGGUGGUGCACCUGCGGCCGCCGGGAGGCGAGAAGAAGGCAGUCGUCUACUUCACCAGCCUCCGCGGCGUGCGCAAGACGUUCGUCGACUGCUGCGCCGUGCGCAGCAUCCUGCGCAGCUACGGCGUGCGCGUCGACGAGCGCGACGUCUCCAUGCACGCCGUCUUCCGGGCCGAGCUCGCGGAGCUCCUCGGCCCCGGCUUCUUCGCGUGCGCCGCGCUCCCGCGGGUGUUCGUCGACGGGCGCUACCUCGGCGGCGCCGAUGACGUCCACGCGUUGCACGAGGCAGGCGAGCUCGCGCGCGCGCUGGAAGGGUGCGAGGCCGCGCCCGUGCGCAAGCUCGGGUACAUGGAGGCGUGCGCCGCCUGCGGCGACGUCCGGUUCGUCCCGUGCGAGACGUGCUACGGCAGCUGCAAGGUCUUCGUUGACGACGACGGCUCCGGCGCCGGCGAGUUCCGGCGAUGCCCCGAUUGCAACGAGAAUGGCCUCAUCAGAUGCCCCGUCUGCUGCUGCUGAUGCUUUCUUCUACCGUGUACCGUAGAUUAAAAUCGGCCAUGUUUUAGUCUUUCUGAACUUUGUACAGUGUGAAGAGCAUUACAGAGGAAAUCUAUACGGAUUCAAGAAAAAAUUGCUUAGUUUCCUAUUAUUUCUUUCUUUUCUUUUUUGAGCAUCAUAUAGAUUGAAGAGAGAUUUUCACAUGUGAAUCAGGAAUUUUUCUCAUGUUCUAAAUGG